This is a messenger RNA of Myripristis murdjan (pinecone soldierfish), 2852 nucleotides long. RefSeq names its product v-myb avian myeloblastosis viral oncogene homolog-like 2a (gene mybl2a). The transcript is spliced from 12 exons. Gene Ontology annotation, biological process: regulation of DNA-templated transcription. Gene Ontology annotation, cellular component: nucleus. The record is from RefSeq and is a predicted model, not a curated record. Bases 192 to 2489 code for a protein of 765 amino acids. Lineage: Eukaryota; Metazoa; Chordata; Actinopteri; Holocentriformes; Holocentridae. Gene Ontology annotation, molecular function: RNA polymerase II cis-regulatory region sequence-specific DNA binding; DNA-binding transcription factor activity, RNA polymerase II-specific.
GGAAACAUACUGAUACAACUGGACAAGUUCUAACCUUAACUGUCUUCUAACGUCGCUACAUCUCAGGCACCCAUUCAGUCAACAUUCAGCUUUAUUAAAACCCUUUAUUUAUUUCUUACAGACACACAGUUUCUCUCGGCGUUACAUUAUUUACUGGCCGCGGUUCCUCCCACAGCAGAGACAGAAGAGGCAUGUCGCGCGGCAUGGAAGGAAAUGUGGAAGAUACUCUGUGCAUGGAUGCCGACUCAGAAACUUCAGAGAAGGAUGGCAACAAGGUUAAAGUCAGGUGGACUCAGGAGGAGGAUGAAAAUCUCAAAAUCCUUGUCAGCAACUUUGGAAACAAAGAUUGGAAAAUCAUUGCCAGCUUCUUACCAGGGCGGUCAGGAUCCCAAUGUAUGUUCCGCUGGAAAAAACACCUGGAUCCUGACUUGGUCAAGGGUUGCUGGACCAAAGAGGAAGAUGACCAGAUAAUUGAGCUUGUGGAGAAAUAUGGUACCAAACACUGGUCUAUGAUUGCCAAGCACCUGAAGGGGCGGGUGGGCAAACAGUGUCGGGAACGCUGGCUCAACCACCUUGACCCACUUGUCAAAAAGUCCUCCUGGACCAGCGAAGAAGACCUCAUCAUCUACAAAGCUCACAACAUUCUGGGAAACCGGUGGGCUGAGAUCGCCAAGCUGCUCCCUGGAAGGACGGACAAUGCAAUUAAGAACCACUGGAACUCCACCAUCAGACGCAGAGCAGAGAUGGGAUUAUUCAAUGAAGAGGCUGAGAGUAUUUCUCUUGAUAUUCAAGAGUUUGAGCAGGGAGGGUUGGACUUCAAGUGUGAUGUUGUUCUAGACACUGAGCCAAUUCCUUCUGAGAUAGUGAGACAAGACAAAGAAAAGAAGCAGGUGCGUCAGAAAGCCAAGCAGAAGGUCGUCCCUCCUCCACAGACUUUGGCAUCAAGAAGAGAAUAUGGCUCUGGCAGCCCCUCUGUCCCCCCCAGUCCUAGCCCCAGUCCCAGCUCCAGCUCCAGCCCCAACCCAGCCAUUGCAGCAAUAGCCCAGUUAGCGCAGCAGAAGACGCUCACUGAAGCAGCACUGAAGAUGAUUGCUGAGGACAUGCUGCCUCUCAGUUUUGUGGAAGGCACAGGCUUCAGGUCAUUCAUGAGCACCAUUGGCCCUCAGUACAGCAAGCUAUCCCAGCGUGCUGUGGGGCUGCAGCUCUAUGAAGAUGUGGAGAAAACCAUCAAGCCUCAGCUCAUCCGUGACCUCAAAGCCUGCCUCGCCAAUGGCAAGGAGGGUGUCAUUCAUGUCACCUAUGACCUUUGGGCUGGUGCCCAUUCCCAGCCAGGAGAGGAGCCCAUUGUCGCUGUGCAGUUCCACUUCAUCAACGACAGUUGGCAGAUCCGCCGUCCCUCCGUGGCUUUCCGUCACCUCAGCUACAAGAACCUGAGCGCUUCUGUGGCCCAGGAAGUAGAAGGCGUGUUGCUGAGCUAUGGCAUCUUCCCCCAAAACAUUGGCUACAUCCUCACCAACCAGGCCAAGGAGGCCAUGGCAGCGAACAAGCUGUUUUGUGAUUACAAGGUCAUGUGCACAUCUCACAGGGGGGAACCUGAUGGAGACGAGGUUGUGGCAUUUCUGACAGACCAGCUGCCUGAAACGGAGGCGUCACCCUUCUCAGAGCUGCAGAUAGGAACCAGGGCCAGCUGUGUGGCCAAAACACUGCAGCUGGUGAUCAAGGAGGCGCUAAAGAACUCCAGGGUUGUGGAGAACCUGCUUUCCCAGAUCCACAACGUGGUGGCUUUCUUUAGGAGCAGCGCCUACUGGAGCGAGGUGCUGUUGAAAGAGUGCACCUUGUCUCUGUCCCCUCCGUCCAGUAGCUGCCGCUGGAACUCCAUGAUGUUUUCCAUGCGCCGAAUGGUGCAGGAGGCUGCCUGGACCUCCAUCAUGACCCUCCUGGCGCAGGCUCGUAUAGAGGCCAAGGAUCCAGCCAGCACCCCGCCCCUGGUCCAGGCCAAACGGGAUCAGGUGGUUGACAUUUUGAGUCUCUUGGAGCCAUUUGAGGAAGCCAUGCAGGUUCUGCAAGGAAAUGGGGUGACUAUCUCCUUAAUCAUACCGUCACUCAUUGGCCUGGAUAAGACUUUGGAGACCUGUGCCACCAGCUACACCCACUUCACCAAGGCCCUGCGCUCUGGCCUCCACACCCACUUCCAGUCGCUGGUUCAGCAGAAGGACCUGAUCCUGGCCACUGUGCUCGACCCCAGGAUCAAACUUCAGCCGUUCGCAGAUUCCACACAGGAAGAACAAACAUUUCUCACAGCUCCGACGAAGUCCCAGGUUCGCUCCAUGGUAGAGGCUGCUCUGGGAAACCUGGAGGCCUCAGCUGCUCCCACCACAGAGCCAAGGGAGGAGUGCACAGGUGACGGACUGAAAAACCAGCAGGACAAUGAAGGAGAGAGCGAGGCUAGCACAGCAGCGGAACCUUCGAGGCCAGCCCAGAUGACAUGAACAAUGAUGGAAGUGGUGGAAACGACAUCAAGCGCAAGUCCAUUUUCAACUUUCUCCAGCCGCCUGCUAAGACCAUGAAGAUCUCAGAGCUGGACAUGUACCUGUCAGAACCGCUGCUGGACGCUAGCUCCAGUUUACCAUUCUGAGAGUGGCUAAUCGGGUUUCCCCCAGCGGCAGAACGUUUGCCAGGAAGCUGUGGCCAUACCGCCACCUCGGGGGCUUCGACCGGCUCUUUCCCAUGGCCAUGUGUAUUGUUAGGGCCAAGAGGAGCCGCCUGCCCCCUCACACCUCCGAGAGGCUGCUUCUGUACAGAGACUCCCUAAAGGGGAAGAGUGGAAAGAAGCUCAGUGGGGUCACCAAACA